Messenger RNA from Closterium sp. Naga37s-1, 405 nucleotides. The record is from the annotation of a GenBank genome assembly. NCBI's taxonomy places the organism in Eukaryota, Viridiplantae, Streptophyta, Zygnematophyceae, Desmidiales, Closteriaceae.
AUGCAGCGCGCACCAGCAGCCGCCUUCGCGCUCGUCAGAUCCGCCGUCCUGGGCCACGUGCGGCUACCCGUGGCGCCCUCCUUCUGGUCACGCGUCGGCAGCGCGCCGUCCGGCGGAGCCCCGAGCCGCGGGUUCGCGGAGUCGGCUGGCACUUACCUCGACAAGGACGCGGUCACGGAGCGCGUGCUGAACGUAGUUAAGAAGUUCCAGAAGGUGGAUCCGAAACUGGUGACCCCCACGGCGUCCUUCCAGAAGGAUCUGGGGCUGGACUCGCUAGACGGGGUGGAGGUGGUGAUGGCGUUUGAGGAGGAGUUUGCUGUCGAGAUCCCCGAUGCCGAUGCCGAUAAAAUCCAAUCCUGCGCCGAUGCCAUCGCUUACAUUGCGUCGCACCCACAGGCCAAGUGA